Messenger RNA from Procambarus clarkii (red swamp crayfish), 696 nucleotides. The record is from RefSeq and is a predicted model, not a curated record. Lineage: Eukaryota; Metazoa; Arthropoda; Malacostraca; Decapoda; Cambaridae.
AUGCCCCUCAAUGCCACAACGAAAACAUUGUCGAGGCUGUUCUGCGUAGAACGCCCGCAUAGUGUAGCCCAUCAAGGUCACCGUGGAGGGAACAGGAGACUUGAGCCGCAGGCCGAGGGUCCAGGUCCCACACGAGACUCCACGCCACCUGCCGGCAGAGAUGGAGUUCAUUCGGAUGGAAACGAAAGUCCCAAACUGGCCAAAAUACUGUCGGAGCAAAGCCUCCAUGAAUUCAAACGGCACACCAUACAGGGCCACAUACGUUACCGAGCAGCACUGGUCAGAGAUAGUGACGGUACCACCGUUCCCAGGGAGAGGAAGAGAGCGCCCAUCAUAACGGGCCACGAACUCCCCAUAGACAGCAGCGGAGUUAAACUUAACAAGUGCCCGAUUGGUGGACAGCAGUUGGAGCCCGUACACAUCGGGAACACGCACACACAGCAUAUCCAACAGGACAAUCUCAAGGGCUACCUUGAGGUUACCUUGAGUGGUGACAAAUCUAGAGGUGAUAACUCAAGUGGUAUUAAUUCUAAUGGUGAUAACUCUAGUGGUGUUAAUUCUAAUGGUGAUAACUCAAGUGGUAUUAAUUCUAAUGGUGAUAACUCUAGUGGUGUUAAUUCUAAUGAUGAUAACUCUAUAGGAGAUAAAUCUAGAGAUGAUAGAUCAUCAUUGCACUACAGUAAUUCUUACAAAUAA